Messenger RNA from Botrytis byssoidea, 1128 nucleotides. RefSeq lists its product as uncharacterized. The coding region runs from base 1 to 1128 and encodes 375 amino acids. Lineage: Eukaryota; Fungi; Ascomycota; Leotiomycetes; Helotiales; Sclerotiniaceae. The record is from RefSeq and is a predicted model, not a curated record. The transcript has 3 exons.
AUGGCAAGCCAUCCACCCCCAGCACCACCAGUUCAUUUAAUCAUCGAGCCCAAAGGAGACCUGACUAUCCGACUCAUCGACAAGAAGACUACCAUCGAUCCCGUUACUGAAAGAAAAUCGGAACAAACCACCGUUCUCGCAACUUACAGAGUUUCCAGGAAGGUUCUCACAGACAAUUCUUCAGUAUUCAAUACUUGCCUCGAAGGAUGGGCCAAGGAAUCCAAGCAGACCACAGUAGACAUCGAGGAUGGAACCGUGAAGAGUUAUGAGCUUUGGUUUCGGAUCUUGCAUCAGGACAUGAUCGAUGAUAUGUACGACCUCGAAGCUGAGGAAAUAUAUGAAGCCAUCCAGAUCUGCGGAUACCGUCAGAUGCAUGAUGGCAUAAAAAAAUUGAGAGAUUGGUCACCACAAUGGUUCAAGAAUCAGAAGAUCGAAAAGAAGAGUCUUGACGACAUGAGAUCCUUUCUAUACCUCACCCAUGAACUUGAUCGUAUCGAGGAGUUUCAGUUCAUUACAAGAAAGUUGGCGUAUGGAAUGGCAGAUCAUAUUCAGGAGGCAAAUCCAUCGCGACACAGACACCUCCAUUUGCCAUCCAGAGUCAUGGGCUCAUUGAAUAGUGCCAGAGGUAGUCUCCGUGUGAAGCUCCUCAAAGGCGUCUUUGACCCACUUGACUGGUUUAUACAUCAACGGUGCAGUUGCAAAGAGCUUUCCAGCUUUGCUUAUAUUACAGGGCUUAGCAAGAUGAAGAUUUGGCCUAUUGAGUCAGCCAACAAGAAGAGUAUCCAGGAAAUCUUGGACAGUUUCGACAAAUUCGUGUGCGUGAUUCCGGAAAAGGCGUGUAUGAAUUGUAGAGUUCAUCUGAACUCGAUUGCUAUCAAACGCAUUCGAAACGAAAUCCAAUCCAGCUUCCAUGGUAUGUGCUUGGAUUGUAUGUACAAAUCCAGUGAGGGGAGCGAUAUGGCAUUCGUUUAUUAUCAGAGUGAUUUAGAGAAAGAGUAUAGUAUGAGUUGCAGGAUUCAUCAUGGCCAGUCGAGUUGGUACUGGUCGAAUAUGGGCAAAAAAGAGGAUAUGCAGGCACACCAGGAGAGGAAGAAGCGGGCAUAUGAAAGAAGACGAUUCGGUUUUUGA